Molecule: messenger RNA, 423 nt
Organism: Cladocopium goreaui
Lineage: Eukaryota; Dinophyceae; Suessiales; Symbiodiniaceae
Source: the annotation of a GenBank genome assembly
AUGCAACGAUGGGAGAAGGGAAAGUGGGUCGACGCAGAAGCUGGUGAUCUACAGCAAGGAGAUUUUGUCCUGUGCACCGAAGGAAAGUGCAGGCUGGAUGCAGUCGAGCACCUGUACCAGCAGGCCAAGACCGUCCAGGUUGUGGUGAACCCGGAUGAGGUCUUUCAAGCUUUUCAUGCUCCAUCUACUUCCUUUCUUUGCAAAGGACAGGCAGGGCAGGCCGGGGAAGAUGCACCGCGAACACCGGCAGCCAGUUCAUCAGGGCACCAUCUGCAUCCUGCUGGGGUGGUAACGAGGCGUAAUCGACGUGGAGGGCAAAAUCUUCGCGAUGCGACUGCAGCUGUCAAUCGUUGGACCAGGGCCAAUCUCGAUCAGACGGACCUUUACAGUCACGUGGACACGGGAAUUUGGAGUGACUGGUGA